This is a messenger RNA of Zophobas morio, 1313 nucleotides long. RefSeq names its product chitin deacetylase 8-like (gene Cda7). The record is from RefSeq and is a predicted model, not a curated record. The transcript is spliced from 4 exons. Gene Ontology annotation, biological process: carbohydrate metabolic process. Lineage: Eukaryota; Metazoa; Arthropoda; Insecta; Coleoptera; Tenebrionidae. Bases 66 to 1193 code for a protein of 375 amino acids.
CUUUCAGAGCUACAGGCAUAGUACAUAAAGUCUUAACUAUUUUCUAGUAGUUAGUCAACAGCAACAUGAAAAUCAUAAUUAUUUUUACCGCUGUGAUUUGUAUUGCACAAAGUUAUCCUUCUCUGAAAAAUGCUGCCACGUGCACAACAUCAGCAUGCAAAAUUGAAAAUGAUUGUCGUUGUUCAUCAGUUAACAAUCCAAUUAACAACCCCAGUGAUCCAGCACCACAACUAAUAGCAUUAACGGUCAGCGAGUCUGUUGUUACGACCCUCUACCACGAGUACCUGAAACCAUUACUUUUUGACCGUAAAAAUCCCGAUGGCAAACCUAUAGGGGCAACCUUCUAUGUGAACCAUGAGUACACGGAUUAUGAACUAGUUCAAGAUUUAUAUCUUCAAGGAUACGAAAUAGGAGUGCACUCAGUUACAAAAAAUUCUUCACAAGAAUACUGGAGACAUGCUACAUUAAACGAUCUCAUAGAAGAAUUUGGUGGCCAAAAACAGAUAAUUUCAAAAUUUGCUAAGAUUCCCGAACAAGACAUUGUGGGAGCCAGAACUCCUCAACUUCAAAUAGAAGGUGACCUAACUAUUAACGCGUACAAACAAGCGGGCUUAAGCUACGACAACUCCUGGCCAACGAGUUCAUCACAACCUUUUUUGCCUUACACGCUAGACUACGCAUCAACUCAGCAGUGUUUAGUUACCAUUACUUGUCCAAAAGAAUCUCAUGAACAUUUCUGGGUAGCACCUAUCACCAACAUUAGAGGCAAUAACAGUGUUGAAUGCAACUCUCUUGCUACGUGUUUAAUACAAGGAACAGCUCAAGAAAUUGCUGACUGGUUGAUAGAGCAAGUGGAUCGUGUACACAAUGGUAAUCGAGCACCGCUAGUACUCCGUUUAGAUUCUUAUUGGUUUAGCUUUACUACAAAUAGUUAUGAAGGAUUCGUUUUGUUCUUAGAUGAAAUACAAAAAAGGAAUGACGUUUUCUUUGUGUCAGUUCUCGAUAUUAUCAACUGGAUUAAAAAUCCCAUACCAGCUUCAAGUUUCCAAUCUACAGUACAUGAUAGGUCUGGCGACUGUCUUGCGAUUAAUUGUCAACUUCGUUUCUUGGAUGGCAGUGAAAGAUACAUGAAAUCGUGCGUCCCUUGCCCACAGCAGUACCCAUGGAAGGGCAAUCCACUUGGAGAAAUCUAAAAACAAAAUCAUUAUUUGGUGCACUGUACUUAUUUAUUUUGUUAAUAUAAUUUUAUAUUAUUUAUUUAUGUAAAACUUCUAAUGAUACAAUAAAAUUUACCAACACUGCUUAAAAAAAAA